UUUAAACACACGAAAUCAAAAAUCGGAUAAACCAAAACGAGUUCAUACUGAGUCAUACGCUCAGCCAUUCAAGCCGAUUCGCCUUCACGAAAUUCCUCUCUCUCACACAAGCUGCUGCUUCUUUAUUCUUCCUCUGAUUUAUUCUCAGGACCCAUAGGAGUCUCUUUUUUGUUUCUGGGUAACAUUUGAAUCUCCCAAUCCUGCUUCUCUUUCGCCUGUCCGGAUUCGACUCGGCUCGUUCCGAAUUCGAUGUGUGGUUUCUGAAUUUGAUCUGAGAUUUUGGUGGGAAUUAAGUUUUGCGUGUGCUCGGAUAUUAGAUACGAGAAAUGCCACUGGACUUGUCGUUCGAACAGGACCCGGACAAUUCCGACAUUGAGUUCGUUGAGGGUGAUCCCACUAGUCGAUAUGGUCGGGUCAGUUUAACGACAAAAUCGUCACUUUCCGUCCGAAAUUCUCAGUUUCUGCUUUAUAAAGAGGUUCUAGGAAAAGGUGCUUUCAAGAAAGUAUAUCGAGCAUUUGAUGAAUGGGAGGGAAUUGAAGUAGCUUGGAAUCAGGUUAAGGUGGCAGAUCUAUUGCGAAACUCUGAAGAGUUGGAGCGUCUAUAUUCAGAAGUUCAUUUACUCAAGACUUUGAAGCAUAAGAACAUAAUUAAGUUUUAUCAUUCGUGGGUCGAUACCAAAAAUGAGAAUAUUAACUUCAUUACUGAGAUUUUCACCUCUGGAACAUUGCGACAGUACCGGAAAAAACAUAAAUAUGUUGAUACAAGAGCAUUGAAGAAAUGGUCUAGGCAGAUUCUUGAGGGCCUUCUUUACCUUCACAGUCAUGACCCGCCAGUUAUUCAUCGAGAUUUGAAGUGUGAUAACAUAUUUGUCAAUGGAAAUCAAGGUGAGGUGAAAAUUGGUGACUUAGGCCUGGCUGCAAUUCUUCGCAAGGCUCGUUCAGCUCAUAGUGUCAUUGGGACUCCGGAGUUCAUGGCACCAGAGCUUUAUGAGGAAGAAUACAAUGAGCUUGUAGACAUUUAUGCCUUUGGCAUGUGUUUGAUAGAAUUGGUGACCUUCGAGUACCCAUAUGCCGAAUGUGCCAAUGCGGCUCAAAUAUACAAGAAAGUGACAUCGGGAAUAAAGCCAGCAUCAUUGGCGAAAGUAAAAGACCCUGCAGUUAGAGCAUUUAUAGCAAAAUGUAUUGCAAAUGUCUCUGAACGCUUAUCCGCCAAGGAACUUUUAAUGGAUCCUUUUCUCCAGCCAGAUGAGGAUAAUGAAAGUAUAGGUCGUUCUCUACGUCACAAGACCCAUCAUUCAGAAGUCAAUCAUGGUCAGUCUGAUAUUGUUAGAGAUGAUAAGGAUUCAGCUGUGGAGACAAGUCGAGACUUCACAGUUCAAGGUCAGAGGAAAGAUGUGAACACGAUAUUUCUGAAACUACGAAUAGCAGACUCCUCAGGUCAUUAUCGCAACAUCCACUUCCCGUUUGAUAUUGAGGCAGACACUGCAAUUGCUGUUGCAAGUGAAAUGGUUGAGGAGUUGGACCUUACAGAUCAAGACGUUUCAGCAAUUGCUGAAAUGAUUGACUCAGAAAUUCGGUCGCACAUCCCAGAUUGGACACCUAGAGAACUCUCUGGAGAUAGUUCUGGUGGAGAGGUUGCAAGUCCUGAUAUAUGUACCUCUGAAGCUAAGGAUGACGCAUCUUCCCUCAUGAAUGAGCCUACUACCCCUUCUUCAAGUGGUUUUGCAUUGGAAAGAUUGCCUUCAGGCCGUAAGUAUUGGUCUGACUCGCCCAAGGCACCUAGUGAAACCUCUCCAGGCCCUUCAAACUUGUCUUUGCAGGUUGAUUCAGUCGCUGCUGGGGCUAGCUUGACUGGUGAUAAUGAAAACUCUCCUGAUCUUAAUGAAGACAGAGACUAUCCUAAUUUUGGUACUUUACUUGAACAACCUGAGGAUGACUGUGUUUCUGAUGAUGAGGAUGAUAAUAAUGAAGAGAAGGAAGCUAAUUUACUUGUUGACCUACAAUUGGGCAAGCAAAAUAGUGCAGAUUCAGAUUCACAUUCUAGCAAUGGAGGUUAUCCAUUUGAAGAGAACUAUUUUGAAUCAGCAGCUGUCAAGAUAAUUGCUGGAAAACUUCAGAAUCUGUUAAAGCAGCAGCAACGGGAGCUAAAUGAAUUGAAGAGGCAGCAUGAAUUGGCCACAUCAAAUCUUAUGGAGGGAUUUCCUCCAGAGAUCUAUCAAAAGGUCUUGAAUAUGUGUAAGCAGAAAAUUUCCAACAACGAAAUGCACAGUGCCACACACAGCUAAACUAAGCAUAUUAGAGAUUGAGGCCCUAUACAAAUUGGGAGUGGUAUUGUCUCGCUUUCCCAGCUUGACAUUGAUUGAAAGUUUAGGUAAUCCACUCAUUUUUCACAGAAAGGAACGCAUUUGCCGGAAAGGCCAAAGAUAGUCUGUAAGGUAUAAUCAUCUUUCACAUGUUGAUGCUAUAUAUUCCAUGAAGCUCAAAUAUCCUUCAGGAAACCUGAUUACUCAGAUGCAAAAUUGUGAUUUUCGUCAAGAUCAUUCUGCUGGUUGCGUCUGAGAAGAGACUUCAACUCUGUUUAAGGGUAUUGGUGCUGUAUUGAGAGACGAUGAUGUGCAAAGUUAUAAGCCUGAGAAUCAUUUUUGUUGAAUAAAUAUACUUUCAAGAGUGACUUGCGAUGGGCUAGCUCAAAGAAUUGAUCCAUCCACAUAGAGAUGCUGAUGAGGUGAGACAGCUAAGAUUAGCCCUGUAUUUGUGAAUGCCUAGAGAAAUCAACAUUCAGUGUAUACUUCUAGAUAUGACUCAGUCUCUCUUGUACCAUUGCUUUCACUUGAACCACAAAGGGGAGAAUAUAAGCACUGAUUGAUCUCAUCACAA
Messenger RNA from Carya illinoinensis, 2877 nucleotides. RefSeq names its product probable serine/threonine-protein kinase WNK3. Gene Ontology annotation, cellular component: cytoplasm. The record is from RefSeq and is a predicted model, not a curated record. Gene Ontology annotation, molecular function: protein serine/threonine kinase activity; ATP binding. The coding region runs from base 327 to 2285 and encodes 652 amino acids. Gene Ontology annotation, biological process: intracellular signal transduction; protein phosphorylation. The transcript is spliced from 8 exons. Lineage: Eukaryota; Viridiplantae; Streptophyta; Magnoliopsida; Fagales; Juglandaceae.